AUGCGGAACAAGAAGAACAGCAACGAGAUUGUUGAGUACCCAGACCUCGAAGUCUGUCUGAAGCAGAACUCUGCCUACGUCGAAGAGCUAGACGACGACUUCGCGAAUCUCCGACCCGGCCCUUUCAGCAUCGAGAUCAAGAUCGAAAAGUACAAAACAUCCGAGAGAGGCGUCCUAGCCUUCGAUAUCAAGUUGGAUAAAAAGCUCGUUGCCCAACUCUGUGUUCCACAAGCCUACAUCGAAGCCAACGGCUCAUACACCCACACAAUCGCGAGCAUUACAAAUGAGGGCCUUCGAACAAGACUAGAAGCAUCACAGAGCUUGCGCGAGGUCACAGUCCUUAUCAGCAAGGGUGAAGAUAGCAUAUCCCCUGGGUACGAUGACAAAGCUGGCCAUACGCACUGGAUGGUCGAGCCGAAGGGAGAGCCUGUAAUGAUCACAUCGGCGAAUGACAUGAAGGGAGACGACAUAAGCGUGAUCUACCUGAAGCCCACGUACAAGAGAACAAAGAUGCUGGAUGUGAUGAGAUUCUUGGUGGUGAGGAAUCACGACGGCAAGAAGGGCGGCAAGGGGAAGGGCGAGAAGAAGGAGCAAUAG
Fulvia fulva is the source of this 597-nucleotide messenger RNA. RefSeq lists its product as uncharacterized. The coding region runs from base 1 to 597 and encodes 198 amino acids. The transcript has a single exon. The record is from RefSeq and is a predicted model, not a curated record. Lineage: Eukaryota; Fungi; Ascomycota; Dothideomycetes; Mycosphaerellales; Mycosphaerellaceae.